Molecule: messenger RNA, 5039 nt
Organism: Oncorhynchus tshawytscha (Chinook salmon)
Lineage: Eukaryota; Metazoa; Chordata; Actinopteri; Salmoniformes; Salmonidae
Product: adhesion G-protein coupled receptor G4-like
Exons: 29
Coding region: 159-4325 (1388 amino acids)
Biological process (GO): cell surface receptor signaling pathway; adenylate cyclase-activating G protein-coupled receptor signaling pathway
Cellular component (GO): membrane
Molecular function (GO): G protein-coupled receptor activity
Source: RefSeq, a predicted model, not a curated record
CAUUCAACAAAGACUAUUAUCCCAGGAGGUCAACCUUUUCUCUUAACCUUCCAUUUGGUGUUAUAGACAUGUAAGAGACAGUUUAUUCAAUUCUAAUUUGCUUGUUUUAUCUGGCGAAGGACAUUGCUUUUUGGACUGGGGGAUGACACAGACUGGUGAUGGAUUCUGCCAGGAGGCCCUGUUUCAUAACCGUGUGUUUGUGGGUACUGGCAACCACCUGUCUUCCAUAUUCCGGCUCCCAGAGCCCCAGCCUGUGGGGUAAGAAGGCAGUGUUCUUGGGCCGUCCAUGUAUGUGGCAGCUGGGUAAGGAGUGUGUAAUGCCCCUCCUGGAAGAGCUCAGUGUGUGUGUGCACCUGUGCCGGAAGAUUGCAACGCCUGAGUGGACCGGCUUUGUGUACAAGGCGCCUGGCAACAGGCAGGUAGAGCUGGGGCUUGCAGGCCGGGGAGGGCUCCUGGUGGCAUGGCUGUUUGGGCAGGAGUGGUCGGUACCAGAAGACCUGCCCCUGGAACACUGGCAAAACAUCUGCCUCACCUGGUCCAGCAACUCCAAGAGGCUCAGACUCUACAUCAAUGGGAGCAGUCGCCUGGACGCCCACGUUAACGCCAGCCUGUCCCGGCAACUGGCCCACAAUGGCACCCUGACCCUGGGGGUGUCCCAUAACAUAGUAGAUGGGGUGAUGGAGUUUGAGGAUGGGAAGAACUUCCUGGGGGACAUAAGCCUGUUCAGGAUGUGGGGGCGGGAGCAGACGGCUGAGGAGGUGAGGGCCCAUAGCUGUGCCGAUGGGAACGUGGUGAGCUGGGACACCCGUGACUGGGACUACCAGAGCUGCCUACCUGAAGAUGACACUAGCCUCCAGUGUGCAUGGUCAAUGUUCAAAAUUAAAAUGAAGGCCGUCAUAGCACAACGGCACCCUCUUGACAAGCCUGUCAAUUCCCCAGAGGACAUCAUACGCAAAUGGCUGGGGACCAUAUUUCCUGGGAACAUUUCUGUGCGUGACAUCUUUGUGUCAUCUCCAAGCCAGAUCUGUCAAGUGGGCUAUAAUCCUAGUGUGCGAAACACAGAGAAAGCUCAGGACAGGCAGGAAACUGGCAGACAGGCUUUCAUCGUAAACCCUUUUGUCAGGUCGCAGACGAGGGGAAAGGAAUCAAGAAAAAUGGAGUUCAACUCAACUUCUAACAAGUGUGUCAGCUGUUUGGUCUAUGUGAGUGUUAGUCCUGAGACUGAUGUUGGAGCGGCCCAGAAUGAUAUCUUUGGAAAGCUGAGUCUAGCCUUCACCUCUGGCCAAGUCACCCUUAUUGCAGACCCCAGCAGCCUCAGUGUACGCCCCAUAGGGGCUUUCCCCAACGCAACAGCUUCUCCUCCCACUGACACCAACACCACUGCUGGCUCACCAACCAGCACCAUUGCUGGCUUACCAACCAGAACCACUGCUGGCUCACCAACCAGCACCACUGCUGGCUCACCAUCCAGCACCACUGCUGGCUCACCAACCAGCACCACUGCUGGCUCACCAACCAGCACCACUGCUGGCUCACCAACCAGCACCACUGCUGGCUCACCAACCAGAACCACUGCUGGCUCACCAACCAGCACCACUGCUGGCUUACCAACCAGAACCACUGCUGGCUCACCAACCAGCACCACUGCUGGCUCACCAACCAGCACCACUGCUGGCUCACCAACCAGAACUACUACUGGCUCACCAACCAGAACUACUACUGGCUCAACAACCAGAACUACUACCUGCUCACCAACCAGCACUACUGCAUCAGACCCUGGCUCUCCUUCAGAGACACACCAACCAUCCAUUGGAGUGCCUGCAAAUCCCACUGGCCUGUCUACAACCAGAGAAUCUUUAGACUUCAACUCAACAAAACCUGGCAUUGCAUCCACCUUCUACAGAGUUAAUAUGAAACUGAAUAUGACAACGACUGUAACUGGCAACGACCCAGGGGAGACCAUUCAGAAGUGGGUUCAGAGAAACCUUGGGAAAGUCAAGAUGAACGUAUUAAACAUCAAUAUUUUAAACUCGACUUAUAAAGUCAAUGAUCAUAAAAAGAUUCAAGAACUGGAGAUGACUGCUGAGCUGAGACAUGAGACAAGGUUUAGAUGUACCUUCCAGGUUGAGGAUGCUGAUGCACGUAAUGUCACGACCACUCAAACACUCAUCACUGACCUUCUGUCUGGAAACCAUGUUGAUGAAGAGAUCCAGGUUGACCGCAGAGAUGUCCACGUUUCACAUAUAGAUCCUGGGAGCUGUCCUAAGGACACCCAUGAGAGUUUCUGGGGCGUGUAUAAAUGGCCAAUCACAGAGGUCCAGGUGACAAUAACUAUGAUCUGUGAGAAGAACCUUGGAUCAAGGGCUUCCAGGAAAUGUGAGUUAGAUGGAGUGACUGAGAAAGCCCAAUGGGCUAAGCCAAACCUGAAGGCAUGCAAGCCGGUAAUCACCAUCUCUGAUCUGGAUAAAGUCACCGUCACAGCAAACAACUCAGCAGAUGUGAUGGACAUGAUUAAGAACCUCCUGGGUGACGAGGGGGACCUGAGUGACUCCCAGCUGGCCACCGUGGUCCAGAAGCUGGAUGAGGUUCUGUGGGUCAGCACGGUGACCCCUCAGCUCGGCAGAGAUAUUGUCAACAUCGUCGCUGACAUCCUGGUGUCCAAUUCUGACCUGUCAGCGGUCGCCAACGAAAUUCUGGGUAUCACAGACAGCAUUGGGGACCAGAUGGAUUUCCACGAGGAGUCACUAAAUGUGACCGUCCCUUCCCUGGCCCUCUCCAUGAUCAACGUAGAUCCAGAGCAGUUCCAGGGCCUCACGUUUGGUGUCUCCUCGUUUUCGACUGGCCUUGUUCCAGAGACCUAUGUCAACCAGACGUUCUUGAGUCGGCCUUGUGAUGGCACAGUCGCAUCCAUCUCCCUUCCGCAGUCCCUUCACAACUUCUUCCCCCAGGGAAACAAAAAAAAGAGAGUUCAGUUCCACUUCUAUGGCAUACAAGAGCUUUUCAAGGACCCAGCAACCAACUGGACGCUGAAUAGUUAUGUGGUGUCUGCCAGUGUCAACAACAGCAAUGUCAGCAACCUCAGGGAUCCCGUGGUGGUGACACUUCGUCACCUCAAGCCUAAAGAGAAAAACGACAAGGUGGAGUGUGUGUACUGGGACUUCCAGAAGAACAAUGGGAGCGGUGGAUGGGACAGCAACGGCUGUGAGACACUUCUAAGUAUCUCCGCUUAUCAGACCACCUGCCAAUGCUACCACCUGACCCAUUUCGGCGUGCUCCUGGAUGUGUCCAGGACUCCUAUCGGUGAGGCUGACCAGGAGAUCCUGACGGUCAUCUCUUACCUGGGCUGUGGUGUGUCCUCCAUCUUCCUGGGCAUCAGCCUGCUCACCUACGUGGUCUUUGAGAAGCUACGUAGCGACUACCCAUCUAAGAUCCUCAUCAACCUUUCUGUGGCUCUGCUGGGCCUGAACCUAGUCUUCCUGCUGGACUCCUGGCUGUCCUCCUUCGGCAGCUACGGUCUCUGCAUCAGCACGGCAGUCACGCUGCACUACUUCCUGUUAGCCUCAUUCACCUGGAUGGGCCUGGAGGCCAUCCACAUGUACUUCGCUCUGGUCAAGGUCUUCAACGUCUAUGUCCCCCUCUACAUCCACAAGUUCUGUGCCCUCGGCUGGGGCAUUCCUCUGGUGAUUGUCAGCAUGGUCCUAGCCGUAGAGAAGGAUGCCUAUGGCAAUGUUCUAUCUGAGGCCUCCCUUGACUCUCUACAGGGCUCUGAGCCAUUCUGUUGGAUGCAGAGUAAUGUUUUCUUCUACGUCACGGUCGUGUCGUUCGUGCUGCUGGUCCUGCUUUUUAAUGUGGUCGUGUUCAUUGUGGUUCUGGUCCAAAUCCGCCACAUGCAGACCAAUAAGCCUGCAGCAACAGGAAACAAGCGCUGUGCCAUGCAUGAUUUGAGAGCAGUGGCCAGUCUCACCUUCCUAUUGGGUCUCACCUGGCCAAUAGCCUUCUUUACCUGGGGACCAGCCAGGGUCCCUAUGCUCUACCUCUUCUCAGUCCUCAACAGUCUGCAAGGGUUCUUUAUCUUUGUCUUCCACUGCCUGAUGAAAGAGAAUGUGAGGAAGCAGUGGAGGAUCCAUCUGUGCUGUGGCCGAUUCAGGCUCAAUGACUACUCAGAUUGGAGCCACUCCAUGACGAUGGGCAGCAAGACCAAGCAGAACCAGCUGGUGCACCGCUCUCCAUCUGUCAAGUCUGUCAACACCUCCUCUAGGAAGAUCUCUGAUGACUCCACUACAGCUAGCUGUAGCUCUGGCACACCCUACCAACAGGGGGCCUAGUCUACUGUAGCUCCACCACAGGGCCUAGUCUAGCUCCACCAGGGAGCCUAGCUCCACCAGGGGGCCUAGCCUAGCUCCACCAGGGAGCCUAGCUCCACCAUGGGGCCUAGCCUAGCUCCACCAGGGGGCCUAGCCUAGCUCCACUAGGGGGCCUAGCCUUGCUCCACCAGGGAGCCUAGCUCUACCAGGGGGCCUAGCCUAGCUCCACCAGGGGGCCUAGCCUAGCUCCACCAGGGGGUCUAGCCUUGCUCCACCAGGGGGCCGAGCCUAGCUCCACCAGGGGGCCUAGCAUGGCUCACAGGACAGGGACACUGAACUUUACACAACAUGUGCUAUAACAUCCUUCAUCUGAAACAAUGGGAAAAGCUUGAGCUCAGGACAUCAUAGCAGACACCUCAGUUCAGUCCAUUCUGAAUUGCACUGUCGUAUGUCUCUCUGCAGUGCAGUCUCAACUUCCUCAGGAGAUAAACAUAAUCUAGGUUUAAGUGUUAGCCUGUUCUGUGCAUUAAAGGACACAAACUCUAUGAAUGAUGUGUAUUGUAAGUGGACUAUUGUUGUAGUAAAUUAUCAAUAUGUUGGUACCUUGUGCAUUCUAUCUGGUAAAUUGCAUUUCUCUUCUCCAUAAUGUGUUUCUGUUUAUCUUUUCAUGAUGUUAAAUUAAAAACUUUUGCAAAUAAAGAAGAGGAAUGAAAACCUUGCAGUGUAAAGAGUCAA